This is a messenger RNA of Aegilops tauschii subsp. strangulata, 1290 nucleotides long. The record is from RefSeq and is a predicted model, not a curated record. NCBI's taxonomy places the organism in Eukaryota, Viridiplantae, Streptophyta, Magnoliopsida, Poales, Poaceae.
AUGCCGCCGAAGAAGUACUUGCCCCCCCGCGCCGUGACGGCUUCGACCGCCGCCGUCGCCCAGCCGAAGCAGAGGAAGCCGAGGGCGCCGCCGUCCAAGCCACCGGACAUGUCCAACGCCGACUGGAGGGCGGAAGUUCAGCGUCGGGAGGCUGUCACCACCGACCGGCGGAACAGGGCCAACGCCAAGAAGGCCCGGGACAGUGCGGCGCUCGCGGCUGCGGCUGCGGCGGAUCAAGCGGAGCGCUCGGCCGAACAAGCCGAGGCAGCACGCCUGGGGAUGAUGAAUCCAUCCGGCGGCCACGCCCAGUACGCGCCCUGGAGCUACGCCGACGGGGGCGCGCACGGUGGGUUCAACCCCAACAUCACCUUCCCCCAUGGUCACCCGGCCCAGCGCACGCCCUCGCCCACCUUCGCCGGCGUGCAGUACCCGCCAUACAACUACUCACCGCCGGCCUACGCGUCCUCCCCGACGUUGCCUUUCCGCCGUGGCGCGCUGCCCUUCUCACAAGCGUCCACGUUGCACCUCGGCGACACCGACGCGACCGAAGCCGACAUGGAGGACAUCAUUACGGCAGGCUCGGCCGCCGCCGCCGCGUCCCCCGGGUUUGCAACCCAGGACAAGACGGUGGACCUCGACGGCGACAUGGACGGCGAGCUCGAGUACGGCAAGGAGGAGCCGGACAAGCAGGAGGAGGAGGACGGGGAGGAGGAGAAGGAGGACGAGCCGGCGCCGGUUCCGGCGAGGAGACGCAAGAAGAAAAAGGGGGCGGCCAGGACCGACGAGCCGCGCAUCAAGUGGGCGUCCAAGGAGCAGGAAUGUCUCGCCGAAGCGUGGAAAGUCGUCUGCCCCGACCCGAUCACCGGCAUGAACCAAGAGAAGACCGAGGCGCGGUGGUCGGCGUUGAUGACGAGCAGCGCCGUCAAGCUCGACCUACUCCGGACCAACGUCGCCGCGAAAAAGAGGAACACCGAUCUGGCUUUCCUGCUGGGCGGGGCAGACAUGAUCCAGAGCACCGACGAGGCGGUCAAAACGUGGUACUUGGCGGAGCGCGGCCUCAUCCUGAACCAGCUGCCGUCGUCGGCACCGCCAACUCCCACGCCCACGCCCACGCCGCCGCCAAGCCCGAGCGAUGAAGCCUCCACGACACCCAGCAGCACAGAAGCCACGCCGACGCCGCCCAGCAGCACAGAAGCCACGCCGACGCCGCCCAGCACAGAAGAAGCUCCGACCCCGCCAAGCCCGCGCACGCCGACUCCGCCGACGCCGGAGACCGACCCCGCCGCCUGA